This is a messenger RNA of Anoplophora glabripennis (Asian longhorned beetle), 1631 nucleotides long. Its product is annotated as acyl-CoA Delta(11) desaturase-like. Bases 205 to 1254 code for a protein of 349 amino acids. The transcript is spliced from 5 exons. Gene Ontology annotation, biological process: unsaturated fatty acid biosynthetic process. Gene Ontology annotation, cellular component: endoplasmic reticulum membrane. Gene Ontology annotation, molecular function: stearoyl-CoA 9-desaturase activity; iron ion binding. The record is from RefSeq and is a predicted model, not a curated record. NCBI's taxonomy places the organism in Eukaryota, Metazoa, Arthropoda, Insecta, Coleoptera, Cerambycidae.
AUGCACGCUGAACGUAAUCUUAUCGCAAUUGCUCACUUUUCAUGCGCAGAGUGUACGUCUUUUUCUUACUAUAUAAGAGCAUUUAUCCCAAAUUUGUAGUUAGUUUAUUUACAUCUUUCAUUUGUAAUUUGCGUGUAGUUUUACUUUUUUACAUUAGGACCUCUGCUCUUGGAUUAUUUUUUCUUCAUAUCAGGCAGUCUGAAAAUGGCUCCAAAUAUUUCUAUACCUACUGGAGUUCUCCACGAGCACGACGAAGAGGUGGUUGCAAAAGCCAUUCCACCAGAGGUGGUCAAACCAAGUGACCGCAAACUUAAACUAGUUUGGAGGAAUAUCAUCAUUUUCGCCUAUCUUCAUACUGUGGCUGUGUAUGGGAUUUAUUUAAUGUUUGCUUGUGCCAAGAUAGCAACAUCCAUAUAUGCUAUUAUUCUAUACCAACUUGGCUCAUUGGGUGUAACCGCCGGAGCCCACAGACUAUGGUCCCAUCGUUCCUACAAGGCAAAUGUUCCUCUAAGAAUUAUUUUAACUGUAUUUAACACAAUGGCUUAUGAGAAUUCUGUAAUAGAAUGGUCGAGAGAUCACAGAGUCCACCACAAAUUCAGCGAAACCGACGCUGAUCCUCACAAUGCCAAACGCGGAUUUUUCUUUUCUCAUGUCGGGUGGCUCCUUUGCCGCAAACAUCCCGAUGUCAAGAACAAAGGAAAGGGUAUCGAUAUGUCUGAUCUGUAUGAAGACCCUAUUCUUGCUUUCCAAGACCGUUACUAUAUGAUUUUGAUGCCCAUUGCUUGCUUCAUUCUUCCAACAUUGGCUCCAAUGUAUUUGUGGAACGAAACCUUUGUCAAUGCUUUCUGUAUUAAUAUAUUUAGAUAUAUUCUUACUUUACAUGCCACCUGGUUAGUCAACUCAGCUGCUCAUCUUUAUGGACAUAAACCUUAUGAUAGGUAUAUCAACCCAUCUGAAAACCUGACAGUUUCUCUCCUCGCUCUGGGCGAAGGAUGGCACAACUACCAUCAUACCUUCCCAUGGGACUAUAAAACUUCCGAGUUGGGAAAAUACAGCGUAAAUUUAUCCGCUGCCUUCAUUGACUUCUUUGCUAAUAUAGGUUGGGCCUAUGACCUUAAAACAGUCUCACAGGAUAUGGUUAAGAAGAGGGUUCUAAGAACAGGAGAUGGCACCCAUGAAAUUUGGGGAUGGGACGACAAAGACCAACCCAAGGAAGAUUACAAGGAUGCGCUUAUCACUCACAGAAAAUCUUAAACGAUAGUUCCAGGAAAGUGUAGUUUCAUUAUGUACAUAUAGUUGAUAAGUGCUACUUGAGAUACAGUAAAGCAAAACUACUUAACUUUGAUAAAAUAACUGAAAAUAUAUGUUUUCUUGAAGACAUAGAUUGAGAUUAUGCCUCUAUUUAUUUUAAUAUAUCAAUCUCACUAAAAAUGAUUUUCAUUAAUAAGUCUGUAAUUAUUUGGUUUAUAAAAUUCUGCAGCCCUUCGAAAACAUAUAUUUUUAUGACCAGUGAUAUUUAGUUUGUAAAUGUACAAUGAAAGCAUUUGUAAUUAACAAAUCAUUUGAUUAGAUAGUUUGAUAGAUUCUGUUGAAUUUAAUUAGGCAAUGAUGUGUUGCAAACUGCAAUAUUU